Molecule: messenger RNA, 5382 nt
Organism: Bactrocera neohumeralis
Lineage: Eukaryota; Metazoa; Arthropoda; Insecta; Diptera; Tephritidae
Exons: 1
Coding region: 1-5382 (1793 amino acids)
Biological process (GO): DNA integration
Molecular function (GO): nucleic acid binding; zinc ion binding
Source: RefSeq, a predicted model, not a curated record
AUGGAAAACUCAACUAGAAAGAGUAUGCGAAUUCAACAACAAGACAGUCUUAGUAAGUCAGUUGCAGUUGAAGAUCAAAGAUUGGAUAAUGAUGAUGUGGAUAACGGAUCCAGUCAUCAAGGUACUGCGUCAACUAACUCUAGCGCAUCUACUAAAGUUACAGUAGAAAGUCAGCAACAAAUGCUCGUUGCCAUGCAAAAGCAAAUCAAUGCUCUGAGUAACCAACUGCGAGGUACCCAGGUAAAGUUGAAGGAAAGUGAACGCCAGUGUGAACUUCUGAAGUCCACGAUACGAGCAGAGGACGGAUCAAGGUCAAAUUCCAUUGCGACCUCAGUGGAUCCCGUUGUAGAUACCGCUACACAACCGAUAGCAGUCUCAACGCAGACAACAACGAACUCGCAGAAUAGUUCGUACAUUUCUAUGCAGCCUACGUCAACGUAUACAGCCGCCACGCAUACGUACACUCAGUGCCCUUAUGAAGGUACUACAUCGCCGAUCUUCACAGCCACCGCCUCUUCCAUAGGUGCUAUGCCUUCAACUUCAUUACAGUCGCAGCCAUUUGUUAACGUUACACCAGACAGUUCAUAUCUGCUUACACUACCGAGAAAAAUUCAAGAUUUGCCAGAUUUCGACGGACGCGCAGAAGACUGGCCUAUGUUCGCCGCCGCCUUUGCACAGUCAACUGCAUCAUACAAUUAUUCGAAUUUCGAAAACAAUCAACGUCUACAGAGAUGUUUAAAGGGUGAGGCUAGAGAGACAGUGCACUCACUCCUAAUCCAUCCGGAUAACGUUCCUGCCGUUAUGGACACUCUGCGAUUUCGAUUCGGCCGUCCAGAAUUACUUAUCAAAUGUCAGCUUCGCCAAGUACGGGAGAUGCCAUACAUAUCAGAAUCCGCCAUCGACAAAAUGAUUCCUUUCUCAGUCAAAGUAAAAAACCUAGCCGUGUUCCUACAGUCAGUAAAUGGUCAGCAGCACUUGUGUAAUCCAACGUUAUUGGAGGAGCUUGUGGGAAAGCUACCCAUGAGCAAGAAACUCGAGUGGGCAAAAGCCUCAUUGACGAUACAGCCAUAUCCCACAAUUAAAGAUUUCAGUACCUGGCUUAGUGGAGUAGCCGAUCUAAUAUGUACAGUACAAGAUAGUGGACGCACACAUUCGAGCGAACCAAAGCGCCGCGUUCUUCUUCAAACCGCCAACAACGCCAGAGAAAUCCUAUGUCCACUGUGCCAUGUUGGACACCACAUAUUCGAUUGUGACACGUUCAAGUCGCUAAGCAUCCGUGACAGAUGGAGUAAAGCCAAGCUCCUUCGCUUAUGUUUCUCUUGUCUUCAGGGUGGUCAUACCACAAGAGAUUGUCGCCGACGGAAAACCUGCAGAACGAACGGAUGUCAAAGAGUACAUAACAAACUGUUACACGAGCCACCGAGGAACAUGUCAAAGCUACAAAGGGUUGAGAUUCCACCUGGACCAACCACAGCCGAUGCAGUACUCAGUUGUACAGACAGUGGAAUGAAUAAACAAAAAGUGUUGUUUAGAAUAGUUCCAGUUACAGUGCAUAGUCACAAUGCUCGAAUUAAGACUUUCGCUCUACUGGAUGAAGGAUCAUCGAUAACUAUGGCCGAUUCUUCUUUGAUUGAGCAGCUCGGAGUAAAGGGUCAUCAAAGCCGAGUAUCCCUACAGUGGCUGGGAGGAAGAGCUGCUACUGAUAACGCAACUAUCGUCGACAUCGAGAUUAGUGGUUCCAGUUCAGGCCAGAAAUAUAAAUUGCAUCAUGUCUACGGCAUCCAGGAUUUACAACUUCCGAUACAAAGUUUACAGAAAGCUGACGUAGAUGAAGCUCGUUUGAAAAGGUUGUCGAUUCAAACGUACGACAACGCCGUUCCCAAGUUGCUUAUUGGAUUAGACCACAGCCACUUGGGAAUUCCUAGUGAGAUCGAAACCCUACGAUAUAAGGGUCCUUAUGCCGCACAUACUAAGUUAGGUUGGGUCGUCUUCGGGCCGACUGAUAACUUCAGUCAAGCGAAGACGUCGUGUUUGCAUAUGUCCGUCUCGGAAGAUAAAUAUCUGCAUGAUAUGGUGGCCGAUUACUUUAGUAUCGAGAGCUUCGGUGUACGUCCAGCACCACUCGUCGAGCCUGAUGAUGAUAAAAGAGCGCGCCAGAUACUCGAGUCCACGGUCACGAAGAUUAACGGACGUUUCCAAGCCGGUCUCCUGUGGAAACGAGAUAAUGUUCAGCUCCCCGACAGCUACUCCAUGGCCGAGAGAAGACUGGUCGGAAUCGAGCGUAAGAUGAGACGAGACGAAACAUUUGCCCGAGAGUAUCGUGCUAUCAUUCGGGAUUACAUAAAUAAGAAUUAUGCCAGAAAAUUGCGCCCAGAAGAAGCUGCAAUUACAUGUCCAAGAACGUGGUACCUUCCACACUUCGGUGUGAUGAAUGUCAAUAAGCCCGGUAAACUGCGCCUAGUGUUUGAUGCCGCCGCCGUCGUCAACGGUUGUUCACUAAACAGUUACCUGCUAAAGGGUCCUCAACAAUAUCAACCAAUGCCGACAGUACUUUUUAAUUUUCGGGUUGGCGCAAUUGCCAUCGCCGCCGAUAUUAAAGAGAUGUUUCACCAAAUUUCUAUAAGAGAAGAAGAUAGAAGUGCCCAAAGGUUUCUUUGGAGGGACGGUAACGACAAAAUUCGUCCAGACGUAUACGAAAUGCUGGUAAUGACAUUUGGAGCCGCAUGCUCGCCUUGCACGGCCCAGUAUGUUAAAAAUAUUAACGCACUUGAGCACCGCGAAAGCUGUCCAAGAGCCUACGACUCUAUCACAAAGCAUCACUAUGUUGAUGACUUCGUGGAUAGUUUCGACAACGUUAAAGAAGCCAUUAAAGUUGCCAAUGAAGUCAGACGUAUUCACAAGAAUGCCGGGUUUGAACUACGCAACUUUUCUUCAAAUUCCCUAGAAGCCAAAAUCGCCCUAAAUGGUUAUAAACCGGAACAACUGACAAAUAGCCUAGUCACAUUAGCAGUAGAACGCGUGCUUGGAAUGUAUUGGCAACCAAGUAGCGACGUAUUUAGUUACACACUCAAAUUUAACAACGUGGACGCUGAAGUCAUCAGUGGACACAAACGACCGUCGAAAAGAGAGCUACUAAGCAUAGUCAUGUCAGUAUUUGACCCGCUUGGAUUUUUAUCCAAAUUUAUGGUCAACGCAAAAUUGUUGGUGCGCGAAUCGUGGCGUUACGAAUUGCGGUGGGAUGAGCCUCUGCCUGAACCUAUAUGUCAAGAGUGGGACAAGUGGCGCCGUCAGUUGAAAAAUGUAUUGAAUUUUCGAGUCCCUCGUCACUAUUUCGCCCGUGGACCACCUGCCGAAGUGCAACUUCACAUCUUCGUAGAUGCCAGUGAAGAUGUAUUUGCAGCCGUAGCCUACUGGAGAGUAACGUAUACAGAUAACAAAGUUUGCGUCGUACUCGUAUGUGCCAAAACGAGGUGUGCUCCACUAAAACCAAUGACUAUUCCACGCCUUGAAUUGCAGGCAGCCGUCUUAGGAACACGACUGCUAGAGACUAUCGUCAGAGAUCAUUCAGUUGCAAUCAAAAAACGCGUGAUGUGGAGCGAUUCCAAAACUGUUCUGAGUUGGAUUGGAUCGGGAACUCGUCGCUACAAACCAUUCGUAGCACAUCGUGUCGCAGAAAUUCUCGCCGCUACCGACGCUAACGACUGGCGUUGGAUACCGUCAGAGAAGAACGUUGCUGAUGAGGCAACAAGACCAAGUACGACAUUCGAUAGUCAUCCAACUUCACGAUGGCUAAAUGGGCCGUCAUUUUUAACGGAAGAAGAAGUAGCCUGGCCUACGUCUGAAGGAAUCCCUGAUCUGUUAGAAGAGUGUGAAGAGCUUCGCCCGAAAUUUGUAAUGCUAGCCGCGCCGUCAUGUGUUAUAGACAUGACAAGAUUUUCAAGUUUAACUAAGCUAAAGCGAACGGUCGCUUGGGUCAUCCGAUUUAUAGAUUUGUGUCGUCACAAAAAAGUGGAAGGGUGCCUGAACGCCGAGGAAUUAAAAGUAGCCGAAAUUUUCCUAUGCCGCCUUGCCCAAUCUGCCUCGUACUCACUUGAGAUUAAUCAAUUGAAAGAAGGCGGAAAUGUAGAGAAGGGGUCUGAGUUAUACACACUCUCCCCGUUUAUCGACACGGAAGGUGUUAUGCGUGUUAGCGGACGUAUAGAUGCUGCCAGCUGGCUUCCGUAUGAUACCACGCGACCUAUCAUCCUAGCGCCAAACCAUGAUCUCACACGCUUGAUCUUACUGGAUUGUCAUAAUCGGAUGAAACAUCAGAACGUGGAGGCGACGAUUUGUGAGGUUCGGCAAAGAUACUGGGUGCCGAACAUAAGACGUAUUAUGAAGAAGAUCAUAUCGACAUGUCUUAUUUGUAAAAUUUCAAGGUGCACACCCUCACAGCCUAUGAUGGGUCAAUUGCCAAAAGAUCGACUAACGCCAUUCGUGAGGCCAUUUUCUUACACAGGUAUUGAUUACUUUGGUCCUCUCAACGUAACAGUUGGUCGGCGUAAGGAGAAAAGAUGGGUGGCGUUGUUCACCUGCCUAACAACGCGAGCGAUUCACCUGGAAGUUGCUGCCGAUCUUUCGACAGAUGCAUGCAUUCUUGCAAUUCGAAACUUUAUCAAUCGUCGCGGUAUGCCAGUAAGGAUUCGUAGCGACAACGGUAAGAAUUUCGUAGGAGCCAAUAAUGAAGGAAAACGAUUUUCCGAGGUGUUUGAUUGUCAUCGUAUUCAGGACGAUCUUGCUGUGAAAGGAGUUGAAUGGAUAUUCAAUUGUCCGAACAAUCCUGCAGAAGGUGGCAUAUGGGAGCGUAUGGUAAGGUGCGUAAAGCGUGUUCUCAAUGUAACUUUAAAGGAAGUUGCCCCUCGCGAGCACACGCUGCAGAGUUUGUUAAUUGAAGCCGAGAACAUCGUCAACUCCAGACCACUCACACAUCUGCCGCUAUCAUCAGAUCAGGAUGAACCGCUCACUCCGAAUCAUUUCUUGCUUGGUGCUGCCAAUACUUCACAAACGCCAGCCGUCAAUGAUGUCGUCACGAAACCCUGCGCACUUGGUAAACAGUGGCGCAUCGCCCGACAGUUAAGAGACACCUUCUGGAGACGAUGGAUUCUUGAGUAUUUGCCGACGCUUACUCGUCGAAUGAAGUGGUGUGAAAGACCAAAACCAAUUCAGGUUGGUGAUCUGGUAUUUGUAUGCGACGUCAACAUGCCGCGGAAGCAAUGGUGCCGUGGUCGGGUAGAAGCGGUACACCGUGGAUCUGAUGGCAUUAUCAGGAGAGCUGAUGUACGCACUAGCAGUGGAAUCCUUCGUCGCCCCGUGUCAAAGUUAGCCGUUUUGGACGUGAAGUAA